Messenger RNA from Brenthis ino (lesser marbled fritillary), 1854 nucleotides. The record is from the annotation of a GenBank genome assembly. Lineage: Eukaryota; Metazoa; Arthropoda; Insecta; Lepidoptera; Nymphalidae.
AUGUAUUAUAUAGAUUCGCAAAGAACUGUGACACGCCGCGAAAGCUCUUUGGUACUAAGUGGAGUCACUCCUAAAAGCGAAAGGCUGCAUUCUGCACGCGUACACUCAACAACACAUUCAAUAAGUGAAUCGGGAGUAUCUGUCGGUCGCAAGGCCAGAGGUUCUGUAAGAAAAGAAAUUAUUACGUCGCUUUUCGAAUCAAUGCUAGAUAAUAUUGUAGAAUCUUGGGAAGUGAUUGUACAACGUCGAUUUGACGUUCCUAGUUCAGAAGUAUGUAAAACCACCAGUGAAUUGCUGGGCACCAGCAAGAGAAAGAAGUCGAUAGUGAAACAAUCUAAAACAAAAAAGAGCCAAUCUAAAAUUGAACUCAGCGACAGCCCCCAGUUUUACAGAGGUGAAUGGAAAAAUGGAGUAAUGUCGGGAUAUGGAAUUUAUAUUUGGGAUACAUAUUAUAAUAACUCAAUGUCUUGUCCCUCUAUAUGCGCGUAUCACGGUUUUUGGCAUCGUGGAAAACGUAAUGGCUUUGGUGUACUAAAUCUUGGCUUGGGCCUCGGUUCUUUUUAUAGAGGAGAAUUCGCAAAUAAUAAGAAAGAUGGUGCAGGAAAAUUUGUCACUAACAAUGGGCUAAUACUGCAACAUAAAAGUUUAUUUAUCGAUGACAAUAUUAGUCCUUUAAACCAAGAAGAAAAAGAAAAAGAAUUUAAUAAAUUGGAGGAACGUUUAUACGUUUAUACGUUUGAUAUUUGCGAUAGUUCCGUCGGACUCAUUUACCAUAUUGAACAAGUAAUUAAAAACAUUGAUAAACAUGCAGAAAUAAGGACUAAAAUUGUCAAUGAAUUCAUAGAAAAUAACAAACAAUUCAAUAUUUCGCCAGUUUUUAAGAAGGAAACCCAAGAAAAUAUAAAUGAAUUUAGUUUUGAAGAUUUAAUUAAUUUUGAAAUCAGUUCAUUAAGUAAAUCAUUGAGAUGCUAUGAAUCAAAUUUAAAGAAUAUUUACUAUCAAUAUGCUACGAUAUGUAAUAAGGAAGAAAUACAUUUCACGCCAAUUCUUAUUCGCUUAUAUUUAUGGCAGCUAUAUUUUGACUGUAAUAUACACUACAAAGGAUUAAGUCUUGUUGAGAUAGAUAAAUUAUUUCAUGAAAAUCCAGAAUGGUUGUCGAAGAAUCCUCAUAAUCCGUUUGAAAAAAUCUAUUUCUGGCAGUUUCAACACAGCCUAAUAACGGUUGCUAGUAAACUAUAUGCAAAAAGACAAUUACCAGGGAGGAAACCAGAUACUAUGUUAGCAAAGGCAUUCAGAAUUUUUAUGGAAAAAGAUAUUUUGCCUGGAGCUGGUCGUAAGAGAGGAAAGCUUGUUGGAAAUUAUGGAAAUUUCGUGCCAUUAAAAAGCUUAUAUAAAUUAUAUCGUAAUCUCGGUGAGCCAUGUAAGAUACGCACGUUUCUAAGUUCAGUACGACCACCACCGCAUUACUCGCAGCCGCAACCUGUACUCAUGGAAGAUGAUAACCCUACUUUGGGAAGAAAUGCUUACAUAUUUGGAGAUGAAAUUACAUUUACGUCUGAAUACAUUAUAGAUCACAUGGAGCCUAAAACGAAAUCAUACCAAAAAUUAUUUAAUAUUAGUAACCUGUCUACAAAAGCCAUUAUAAAAAUAUUUUCUCUAAUAUUCCCCCAAAUUUAUCAUACCGAACGUAUAAUGGAUUUAAAUAUAGAAGUCACAUUUUUUGAGUUUUUUGAAGCGUUCAUCACGUGCGUGGAAGAAAGUAUACGUGUAACCAAUGAUGAGAAUCGAUUACAAGAAAUAUUUCCUCUGUAUACUAACACUGAAACUCAAACAAUACCUAAAAUUAAUAAAACU